Molecule: messenger RNA, 488 nt
Organism: Daldinia vernicosa
Lineage: Eukaryota; Fungi; Ascomycota; Sordariomycetes; Xylariales; Hypoxylaceae
Exons: 3
Coding region: 1-276 (91 amino acids)
Source: RefSeq, a predicted model, not a curated record
AUGCGAGUUUCGCAAGGUCUUCUGAAUGGUUGUUAUCGACAGGGAUCUCUGCAGCUCGGCCGGCGCCAAACCUCGACCAAUCAGAACGGCCGUGCCAAAUUUGGCCUCGUAGCUAAUAAUUUCGACUUCGCCAAUCACUUCUUCAAUGCCAAGCAUAACCCGGAAAAUGGCGCUGGUGGCUUGGGAUUUUGUGGAAAUGCGGCGCUAUUCCACGAUGCGCGGGUGGCGAUGUGGGCCGCAAGCGGCUCUCGAAAUAUGGAUUCAUCUGUACGGUAGUAAAAUGUUUGAUUGUUUUACUAUGUAAGUAGGGAGAUGUUAAAAGUAGCCGGAUCCUCAAAGUCGCAUAAUUGCCAUUUGGAAUAAUCUGUCUGUCCUGAUAUACUCGGAGUGACCAGAUACGUUUUUAUUAGUAUCAUGCCCAGGGUAUAUUUGUUUCCACCAGCAUCCUAUUACUCCUCUCAUUUAUCGGACAUGCGUACGUCACGGCU